GCUCGUCUCCGGAGCUCUCGCGCCUCAUUUCCUCCCCGCCUCCCGUCGACUGCGUGCUGCCGUCGCCGCGCGAGCUCCUUUACGCCCGCAACGUCCCGAACCGUUUACUGGACGCCGGCAGCUGCCACUCGGUAGCCGCCCCCUGAGGCCGCAGCCGUCGUCCUCUCCUCUACCCACCUGGGAGCGACUCGGAAAGGCGGAAAACUUUGAAUCACAGGUCUGUUUCCAGACACCUCCAACAUUAAAAUGGCCUCUGCAGUAAUUAGUUCAGUUCCUACUACAGCAUCUAGAUUUGCUCUUUUGCAAGUUGAUAGUGGUAGUGGAUCCGAUUCAGAAUCUGGAAAGGGAAGAAGUGGUCGGAGUGGUGGAAAGUCCCAAACGUCAGGCAGCAAGUCAACCACAAAUGAGAAGAAAAAAGAAAAGAGGAGGAAAAAGAAGGAGCAGCAACAGAGUGAAGCAAAUGAGCUCAGAAAUCUCGCUUUUAAAAAGAUUCCUCAGAAAACAUCCCAUGGAGCUUGCUUGUCUCAGCAGGAGCAAGCAUUAAAUAAUUCAGCACGGAAAGACUCUCAGGAAGAGAACUGGCAAGAGUGGAGACAAAGAGAUGAACAGUUAACUUCUGAAAUGUUUGAAGCAGAUCUUGAAAAGGCUUUACUUCUAAGCAAACUGGAAUAUGAAGAACACAAAAAGGAAUAUGAAAAUGUUGAAAAUGCUUCUCCUCCAUCAAAGGCUGCACACAAAAAAGAAAAAAGAAAAAAUCAGCAGGGAAAAGACAAACCUCUCACUGUGUCUUUGAAAGACUUUCAGUCUGAUUCCAUCAUCAUAGAUCACCUUCCCAAAAAGCAGGAGGAAUCAAGCUCCUCACAUAUUCCCUUACGUGAUGAUGAGUUCUUCAAUAGACUGGAAGAUGAUGUGCAUAAAAUACUUAUUAGAGAAAAAAGAAGAGAGCAUAUUACAGACAAUGGAACGGAUAACAGUACAUCUCAUGACCACACACAGGAUUUUUUCCUGAAAGAUGGAAGAAUAGAGAGACUAAAACUGGAACUUGAAAAGAAAGAUGCAGAAAUCCAGCAGUUGAAGAGUGUAAUCACUCAGUGGGAGGCAAAGUAUAAGGAAGUAAAAGCACGAAAUGCACAGCUGUUGAAAAUGCUACAGGAAGGUGAAAUGAAAGAUAAAGCCGAAAUACUACUUCAGGUUGAUGAAUCUCAGAGUAUUAAGAACGAGCUGACUUUACAGGUUACUAGUCUUCAUGCUGCAUUGGAACAAGAAAGAUCUAAAGUGAAAUUACUGCAAGCAGAGUUAACAAAAUAUCAGGGUGGAAGAAAAGGGAAAAGAAAUUCAGAGUCUGACCAGUGCAGGUGAUCACACUUGUACCAAAUUUAAAGCAAAAAUAAUAAUAUCUUUAUAUUCAGGGGUUUUGCAGACAUGUAUAUUUGUACUACUGCUUAACUAUGCAGUUUUUGGGGGUUGGGAGUAAAGUUUAAUUAACUAACAAUCUGAAUAUUCAAUCUAUUGCACUUCUAGUGUAAAGAAGAGAAGCUGGAAACUAAUAUUACAGUGACACUCAAACCUUGUUUGUGCUAAUACUACAUCUAGUUUUUCAUCAGUCAAUAAAACUUUUUGUCAUUUUUAUGA
Messenger RNA from Elgaria multicarinata webbii, 1632 nucleotides. RefSeq names its product G kinase anchoring protein 1 (gene GKAP1). Lineage: Eukaryota; Metazoa; Chordata; Lepidosauria; Squamata; Anguidae. Bases 247 to 1359 code for a protein of 370 amino acids. The transcript has 12 exons. Gene Ontology annotation, cellular component: Golgi apparatus. Gene Ontology annotation, biological process: signal transduction. The record is from RefSeq and is a predicted model, not a curated record.